AUGACCUUCGUCACCGCCCUUGUCGUCGCGGUUGCCAUACACACAGUUGUCGGCAGUAUCAAGACUCCGCUGGCCUCCGCACCCAUCUCAGACCGUAACAUCACCCGCAUAUCUUCAAAUUCGACCAGCCGUGAACCCAACGGACUACACCCCACGGUGGCCUUCUGGGACGAUGAUUAUGCCGCGGAGGAGGAUUGGAACAAGAAUGCAGCCAAAGGAGGCGCCCUGAUCUGUGGUCUCGAAGGCUCUGAUCAGACCGCAGGCCGUCAGAUGAAAGAUACUCGCGAACCCCCAUCUGCUGCAAGGCCUUACAAUAGUGACCUCAAGAUAGAGCUUCAGGACUGGUACUGGCGAGAAACUAGCUCAUCGUCGUUCAGCUGCAGCUUUUCUGAGCACUGGCAUUUCUCACAUGCGAUGCGCUCACUUGGUCUCGACGGACGGCCGACUUCAGCAGGCGGAGAUAACCAGUGCUAUAGGGUCGAGCAUUGGGACCCAGAGAAAAGAGAUAAUGAGGGCAACCAGAUCCCGGCUAUCAAUCAGUGGUACAGCACAGCAGGUAACAACAAGCAAUACAGAGCAACAAAGGCGCAUUUUGAAUUCGGAAUCAACACCAAAGGAGGCGCUAUCUAUGGUCUCUUCCUUGAAAGCCCUCAAGCAUCCGCCAAGACUAUCUGGGGCGGUGGUACGAAGGAGCCGAACAAAGACGACCUACCUCAACUUCGCGCUUUCUCAGACAUCAUCUGGGGAUUUUGGGUUCGUAACAACCCCAAUAUCAAGAACAUUCGCUACUUCUUCAUGAUAGCCAUCUCCAACGAGGUGACUAAUCAAAUCAUCGCUUCUUGUCUACGCGACCGUAACACCGAACUAAGCGAGUGGCCGGGAACCGACUUCUCUACCACUACGGAUCAGGGCCAUGCGCUACUAGGCAAGUCGCGAUCUCCAAACGGUGCUGGGUUCGCUUACUUUCUCAUGCAGCACAAAUUACAACUUGGCCAAAAGACCAUCAGCAAGAUCACUAUCUUCAGGCCGGAAACAGACGACGACGUCAGCCUUGUCGACGCAUCUCUGUGUUUCCACGUGGUCGAUGGCCCGCAGCCACCACCUGACGAUGCUCAUGUGGAAGGGACUGAUCGCCUGAAAGCUCGACUUGUGCAAGAGACAAAUUCAAAAGAUUCAUCCCCCAACAGCCUGGUCAGGGUCCACGAGAUCUAUAUGUAG
Molecule: messenger RNA, 1218 nt
Organism: Alternaria hordeiaustralica
Lineage: Eukaryota; Fungi; Ascomycota; Dothideomycetes; Pleosporales; Pleosporaceae
Exons: 3
Coding region: 1-1218 (405 amino acids)
Source: RefSeq, a predicted model, not a curated record